Neodiprion fabricii is the source of this 2308-nucleotide messenger RNA. RefSeq names its product ER membrane protein complex subunit 2-A-like. The coding region runs from base 148 to 1017 and encodes 289 amino acids. Gene Ontology annotation, molecular function: protein binding. The record is from RefSeq and is a predicted model, not a curated record. Gene Ontology annotation, cellular component: EMC complex. The transcript has 7 exons. Gene Ontology annotation, biological process: protein folding in endoplasmic reticulum. Lineage: Eukaryota; Metazoa; Arthropoda; Insecta; Hymenoptera; Diprionidae.
GUUUUUGUGAUCGCGUUAGUUUGACAGAGUAAAUUUUCUGCUAACUCUGUCGUAUAACCUCGAUUUAAGUAAUCAACUUUUAUUGAGCAAUUGACUGAAUAAUUUUUCGUAUUGUUGGCUGUUGGUCUUCUGUUCGGUAGAUAAAAAAUGCCAUGGAAUUAUGAUAAUAUGUCUUGGACAGAUGUACGAGACUUGUUCAGAACUUGGCGAGAAGAUUCUGAACGCAAGAGUGAAGAUGUGGUUGAGCUAUGGGAAUCCAUAUUAAUAGAGAAGAUCCAUAAAUUAGGAAACGAAAAAUAUUUAGUCUUAGAACAAGUGUGUGUGGCUGCCUUGGAUUGCAAUCGUUUAUCAGUUGCCAAAGAAUGUAUUGAUUUAUUGGAGCAAGAAUUUCCAGGCAGCCUGAGGGUGCUGAAAUAUCACGCAAUGCACAUGGAAGCCUUGGAAAAAUACGAUGAGGCCCUCAAGAUUUUGGACUCCAUAAUCAAAAGAGAUGAAACUAACGCAGCACCAAGAAAAAGAAGAUUGGCAAUUCUAAAGGCACAAGGUCGAAUAACUGAAGCUAUAAAAGAACUCACCGAGUAUUUGAAAAAGUUCAUGAGUGACCAAGAAGCAUGGCAUGAAUUGUGUGAUUUAUACCUGCAAGAGCAAGAGUAUGCUAAAGCAGCUUUUUGCAUGGAAGAAUUAAUUUUGCACAACCCUCAUAGUCAUUUGAUUUAUCAGCGAUAUGCAGAAAUUAAGUAUACCCAGGGUGGAUUCGAUAAUAUGGAAUUGGCAAAAACUUAUUUCGCUCAAGCAAUCAAGUUGAAUCCCAACAACGUACGAGCACUUUAUGGGCUAUUAUUGGUGGCAAACAACAUUGCUUUAUCAGCAAAGUGUCCUGCUUCAAAGAAAAAGGAUGCAAUAAAGCUUGGCAAUUGGGCUGCAACUCAAAUUCAGAAAAGGUAUGCUUUAAAAGCAACAGAAAAAGAUGUUAAAAAUGUUGUAGAUGUACUAGGGCAAUUACAAUUAGAGUCAUAGACAUAUAUUAUAUGAAUGUAUAUGUAUUUGGUACGCUGAUGGAUGUACGGAGAGAUGCUAUCUACUGAUGUGUUUGAAACAUUGAUCCAUUGGAACUAUGAAACCUUCCUAGUAUAUCACAUAUGCAUACAGUAUACAUAUUUAUCAAGUUAAGUAUACAUAAGUAUACACACUGUUUAUUUGCAUUUUAUUUGAACUCCACAUGGUACGUAAAUAUGAUGUAUUUCGUGUAUGGCACUGUUGUAAGAAAUUAUCUUUCCAGUAGUUGUAUUUCCUAUUUGUGAAGGUUUCUAAAAGAAUAUGUUUAUAUUGUUAUUUAAUAUUAUUCAUCAUGAAUAUUAAAUUUAUUGAAUGAAAAAAUAAAUAAUAAUACCGAUUAUUUACUGUCGGUCUGACAAAACAUGAGUUCAUAGAUUUGCUUUUGACAUCCAUGGAUGUCUACGUAUGUUUUGAAACGGGAUCUAUACGUGAAGAGCUUUUGAUGUGACGGUACAUGAACAACAUUUAGGCGACCUUGAGAAUUGAAGUCGAAUAGCACCUUUAAAAAUACUGUGGUAUUUUGAAAAAAGACCACGUUUGCAAUUUCUACUCGCAUGAUGUCUUUGCUGAGAAAUAAUAAAUGGUAAAAAAGUAUUUUUAUUCGUGUAAAAGUGCGUUUUAAAUAAAGUAAAAAGCAGGUUUGUUAAAUAAACUUUUACCACUUUUAUAUUUAAAAAAGAUUUAGUCAUCUUGCAGUUUUUGACUUAAUAUUUUUUUCCCAAUUCUCUUUAUUCUUUGCCCUCUGUUCUGCUCUCUUCAUUCUUCUUUCUUUUCUUGUUUCAUCUCCAUGUCCGAAAUAUCUUACACGGAAGUCUAAUACAUUCGAAUCAUCAAUUGGAUCAUCAUCCUACAAAGAACAAAAACUGUUAAUCUUACGCUUAGAACAAAAAUAUAUAGGAUUCUGUAAGGUUCAUUUCGGACAGCGAAAUGAAAUCUUUCUACCAACUGUUCAAAUUUGCAAAUUCAUGAUGCUCCUAUGUACCUGAGGAUCUCGAAUUUUCUUAUAAGUGAGCAAGCGGCGACUUGUAUAUGUACUCAGAAUCUGUUCCGAAUUGGCAAUUAAUUGCAAACAUGGAUGUGAAGGAAGCUGCUCGUCUGCAUAGUGCUCCCUGUAGGAUCAUGUAUACGUUCAUUUACAUGACAUUCAACACAGCACAUUAUUUUUAUUACUUAAAUUAUUAUUAUGUGCAACAUUUGUUGUUUAUGGAUUGUUUGUAUUAAAAUAAAUAAAAUUAAAACAUUUUGAAAUACA